This is a messenger RNA of Solanum pennellii, 3411 nucleotides long. Its product is annotated as putative pentatricopeptide repeat-containing protein At3g16890, mitochondrial. The coding region runs from base 89 to 2218 and encodes 709 amino acids. NCBI's taxonomy places the organism in Eukaryota, Viridiplantae, Streptophyta, Magnoliopsida, Solanales, Solanaceae. The transcript has 4 exons. Gene Ontology annotation, molecular function: protein binding. The record is from RefSeq and is a predicted model, not a curated record.
UGAAGUAGAAGGUUAAAAAUUAAUAAGAGAGUGAAGAUGAAAACAUAGUCGACUUGAGAAGUAGAGCUUCAAAGGGGAGUGAAAGAGUAUGAGAGGGUUUUCCUCUGUAGCUUCAAGGGCUUCUUCACCUGCUUUCACCAAUCUCUCUAAACAAAACCAACGUUCACUCAGACCCAUUACUCCAAAACCCUCAAAUCUUGAUUCUGUUGCCACCACUAGCAACCCCAUUACUCAACAAAGUUCACCCACUAAGCCGAAGCCUUCAUCCCAUUCGAAUUCCAACACUUCCAUAGCAGUUAAAAAGGUAAACUUUCGAGCAACUGUUAUUGAUCAUAAGUAUUUUUCCCAAAUUCUUGCAAGAAAAGACUGGUAUUUAUUGCUAAACCAUGAGUAUAAAGCCAAGAGGGUUACUUUGAAUCAGCAAGAAGUUGUUAGUAUUUUGCAAAAUCAAGAAAACCCAUUACACCCUUUUAGAUUUUAUAUCUGGGUUUUGAAGAUUUGUCCCUCUUUUGCGAAGAAUCAAUCAGUUAAGGUGGUUUUAAGUAAUGUACUUUUUAGGAAAGGUCCCCUUUUGUUGUCAGCUGAGCUUGUUCAAGAUAUCAGAAACUCUGGAAAUGUAGUUACUGUGGACUUGCUUUGUGUCCUAAUUGGUAGUUGGGGGAGAUUAGGGUUGGGUAAGUACUCUACUGACAUUUUGGAGCAGGUUUCUUAUUUGGGGCUUGCUCCUAAUACUAGAUUGUAUAAUGCAGUAAUCGAUGCAUUGAUCAAGUGCAAUUCACUUGACUUAGCCUAUUUAAAGUUUCAGCAAAUGCAGGUAGAUAACUGUAAACCAGAUAAAUUUACGUAUAAUAUUCUUCUUCAUGGAGUUUGUAAGGCUGGGGUUGUGGAGGAGGCGCUUCGUCUGGUGAAACAGAUGGAAGGAGUGGGAUACUCUCCCAAUGUGUUUACUUACACAAUUUUGGUUGAGGGGUUUUGUAAUGCUAAAAGGGUGGACGGGGCAUUUGAGCUGUUUGGGGUAAUGAAGAGUAGGGGUAUUGUACCAAAUGAAGCUACUGUAAGAUCAUUGGUUAAUGGGGUAUUUCGCUGUGUGACACCAGAUAAGGGCUUUGAAUUGUUAUGUAGAUGGUUAGAAAAAGAACAUGUCUUGCCUAAUGUAGCUUGUUCUUCCAUGCUACAGUGCCUUAGUACUAAAUUUUUGCCCAGAGAAGCAGCUCAACUUUUAAGAAUUUCAAUUGAUAGAGGUUACUUCCUGGAUAACUCAAUUCUUAACAUUGCACUGACUUGCUUAAUCAAAGGAUUGGAGCUUGAUGAUACUUGUCAGAUGUUAGACUUCAUCACUGUUCGAGGUGUGAAGGUUAGUGUUGAUAUUUAUCUUGCACUUGCUGAUGCUCUCUAUAAAGGAGGGAGAGUUGAACAGGGGAACAAAUAUAUGGACCAAGUGUUUAAGGAUGGUCUUGUAUCUAACACAUUCUUCUAUAACCGGGUCAUUGAUUGCUUUUGCAAAAUCAAAAUGAUGAACAAAGCAUCAGAUGCUUUCAAAGAUAUGCUUCAGAGAGGUGUCACUCCCAAUAUUGCAACUUUUAACACUCUUAUUAGUGGAUAUUCCAAGGUAGGGGAGGUUAACAAGGUACAUGAGCUAUUAGUGAUACUACUAGAACAUGGCUUUCGACCAGACAUUUUCACGUUUAGUUCAAUGAUUGAUAGCCUCUGUAGAGUAAACCGCAUUGACGAUGCUUUAGACUGUCUCACAGAGAUGAUAGAAUGGGGAGUUGCUCCAAACACUGUACCAUACAAUAUCUUAAUUCGUGCACUUUGUGUCCUCGGGGAUGUAGGUAGAUCACUGAAAUUAUUACGAAAAAUGCAAGGUGAUGGAACAAAGCCAGAUGUUUUAUCCUUCAAUGCCUUAAUCCAAAGUUUUUGUAAGAUGAAUAAGAUUGAUGAGGCACAAAGGCUUCUGGUAAGCAUGUUGACCCUGGAUUUGAUCCCUGAUAAUCAUACUUAUGGUGCUUUUAUCAGAGCCUUAUGUAACUCAGGGAGAUAUGAUGAAGCUAAGAACUUGUUUUUUUCAAUGGAAGCAAAUGGAUGCAUCCCCGAUGCUUUGACAUGUAAACUAUAUCUUGAUUCACUUAUUCAAUCAGGUCAAACUAAAGAAGCUCAGUAUGUUUUAAAGGAGUGCGGAAAAAGGGGGAUGCUAUUGGAACCCAUCACUUCUUCAUAGUAUCUUUGAUUUAGGAGUGAUUAUCACUUAAUGCUCACAAGCUACGCUGCGUGUUAGCCAAUCAUGAACAUACCAUUGCUAUUGCCCCAUCAGGUUGGCCAAAUGACUAUAGGUCAAUUCUGAUGUGGUUGAUGUCAUGGAAGCCCAAGACACCUAAGAAUGUUGCCUCUGCACAUAGAGUGCAGCAUCAGGUUCCAUCUUGACAGCCAACAACUUGAGGAGGAGGCCUAGGUUACAGUGAGUUGGUAAAUGAAGGGAAUGGGCUGAGAAAGCAAGCAACAUGGCCAGCUAUCUUCUGAUCUAAAAGAACUGUUAAUUGCUUGUUUUUCCAUGAGAUCGGGAAAAAAUAUGUUGGUGCUUUAUAUUAAACACCUCUUUGAUCUUAAGAAAUCUGAUUUCAUUUCAAGGACCUGACUAAAGGAAAAAGAAGGAAGUUACUGUCAUGGUCUUAUCAAUGACAAAGUCCAAACAGAUUUUUCUACCUGUUAUAGAUAAUCACCAUGAAUAUGAAGAUGGAGCUCCUUGUUUAGGUCUCUCAUGCAUUAAACCUGGGUGUUAGUUUGCAAAAGCUUCUGGCAGCUUUGAUGAAGUUUUUUUCUCUACUAAUUCCUUCAGCCAUGUAAAGAAGGCCGAAUAUAAGUUAACAAGAUGUCGCUCCUGACAUGUGCCUUAAGGCCCUCGUAAUGUAGGAUAUGGAGAUAUCUGAUUGUCUGUGUUGGUUGAGAACUUUUAUCUCAGCAUGCAUGAUUAAAAAAAAGUAUCGAUGUUCUGUUCUAAGUUGGCCCUUUGAGGCUAGGGUGGUUAUUCUUUUGGGGUUAAAAGGAGAAAUGUGUAAUGACAAGUCCAACCACUACUGAGUACUUAGCCUAGCAGAUUCGCAAAAGGAAGGAUUACGAGGAAGUGAUGCUGUCCCUUUUUAACAUUUUCUUUGGAAUCUGAGAUUGGUCUUUGCCAUAUUUCGAUAUUUCCAGAAGCCCUCCUAGCUAAGUAAUCACUAAUCAUCAAGACACAAGCCCCUGUAUCAAUGUAUUUCUGUUACUAAAUGCUUGUAUGAGGAACAAUAGCAUGUUUCUCUUGGAAAAUUGUUUUAGUGUGAAUUACUAACAUGUAUUAGCAAAUUCAGUAUGUUCUGUCAAAUAUAAUAUUUCACUGAUGUGAAUACUUCAAGAUGAAUGGUUGAUAUGCUUAUCUAA